CGAGUAUCCUACAGCCACACAUAUGUUAUCACCAAUCUCAUGGCACUCAUACUUUCUUCUUCGGUAGCAAUUCCAUGCUCAAAGCCAUCUAACAACCAAAGCAUGCAAUUCAACAGAUCCAACACUUGUAUUCGUAGUGUUUGUAUCAGGUGUGAAUCUUCAUCCGAGUCAGGAUUACCGGAAUCAAGAAGAAGCUCAAAGCUCGAAAUAGGAUCUCCUAUUAUUGUUAUCGAGGCCCCCAAAGUCAUAAAGACUGCGGCUUCAGUUCCAUGCCUCAGAGCUAAUUCUGGCUUAGUCAAGCCUGGUGAUGUUGGAAGGUAAGAAUUGUGUCAAGAAAGCCAAAGGAUGUUUGGGCAGUUCGGCUAGCUAUCGGCACCUAUCUCCUAGACGGGAAGUACUUCAAACCUUUGGAAUUUGAUGAAUGAGCCUGACUUCUUUCCAACACUUGACGCUUUAUUCGGUGCCAAACUGCCAAUAUUUGUUUAGUGCACGUAGUUUCUUCACUUAUUCUAUAAACUCCAGUAGAAAUGAACACUAGUAAAAGAUGAUUUAUGUAAUUUUUUUUCUUGAUUCAAGUAUUACAUAAAGGAUAUUAGUAUAUCCACUUAAUUUUUUUUGUAAUAUUGAAGAGAUGUCACACGUUAUGCCUUGUGUUGUUUUUUUCAUCAAACCUUAUGUCUUGUGGUUGGUAUUAAUUUAUCCAA
Molecule: messenger RNA, 704 nt
Organism: Rubroshorea leprosula
Lineage: Eukaryota; Viridiplantae; Streptophyta; Magnoliopsida; Malvales; Dipterocarpaceae
Source: the annotation of a GenBank genome assembly